Gadus morhua (Atlantic cod) is the source of this 1438-nucleotide messenger RNA. RefSeq names its product ISY1 splicing factor homolog (gene isy1). Gene Ontology annotation, biological process: generation of catalytic spliceosome for second transesterification step. Lineage: Eukaryota; Metazoa; Chordata; Actinopteri; Gadiformes; Gadidae. The record is from RefSeq and is a predicted model, not a curated record. The coding region runs from base 200 to 1048 and encodes 282 amino acids. The transcript has 11 exons.
GACCUCCGGGGUACUACUUCCGGCUUGACUGGCACAUGAGUUACUUUUGUGUUCGGGCGGUUUAUCAACAAAUGAAAAUAUAUAUAAAUACUACAUAAGAGUAUAUAUAUAUACAUAUUCAUAUAAUAUAAUCAUCCAACUAACUUGCAUAUAUUACUACAAUUGACUGAUCUACAGAGAAGAACCCUAAACCGCAGACAUGGCUCGUAAUGCUGAGAAGGCCAUGACGGCUCUGGCCAGAUUCAGACAAGCCCAGCUGGAAGAGGGCAGAGUAAAGGAGAGGAGACCGUUCCUGGCAUCGGAGUGCUCUGAUCUCCCUAAAGCUGAGAAGUGGAGGAGACAGAUCAUCAGUGAGAUCUCUAAGAAAGUGGCGCAGAUCCAGAAUGCCGGUCUGGGGGAGUUUCGUAUCAGGGAUAUGAACGAUGAGAUCAACAAACUGCUAAGGGAGAAAGGUCACUGGGAGGUCAGGAUCAAGGAGCUGGGAGGGCCCGACUACGGAAGAGUCGGACCGAGGAUGCUGGACCACGAGGGGAAGGAGGUGCCUGGUAACCGCGGUUACAAAUACUUUGGAGCUGCCAGAGACCUGCCAGGGGUCCGGGAGCUGUUUGAGAAGGAACCGGCCGCUCUCUCCCGUAGGAACCGGGCGGAGCUGAUGAAGGACGUGGAUGCCGAGUACUACGGUUACCGUGACGAAGACGACGGAGUCCUUCUUCCUCUGGAGCACGAGUACGAGAAACAAGCGGUGGUGGAGGCGGUGGAGCGCUGGAAGGCGGAGCUCUCUUCUCGGCUAGCAGGAGGUCAGAAGGAGGAGGAGGAGGAAGAGGAGAGCCUCUACGCCAAGGGAACGGAGGAGGGGGAUGAGUUGAUGUUAGAGCAGCAGGAAGAAGAGGAGGGCCUAGAGAGCUUCAUCGCCCAUGUCCCCGUGCCCUCGCAGAAGGAGGUGGAGGAGGCUCUGGUCCGGAGGAAGAAGAUGGAGCUGCUUCAGCGCUACGCCAGCGAGACGCUAAUGGCCCAGAGCCAGGAGGCCAAGACCCUGCUGGGCCUCUAGAGACAGACAGACAGGCAGACAGACAGACCCUGAUGGGCCUGUAGAGACCAACAGAAAGAUGGACGGACAGACCGAAGGACAGACAGACAGACAGGCCCGGCUGGGUCUUUAGAGACAGACAGACAGGCAGAAGGACAGACAGACAAACAGUCCGUAGAGACGGACCGACAGACAGAAAGAAAGGGGUGUGUGUGUGUGUGUGUGUGUGUGUGUGUGUGUGUGUGUGUGUGUGUGUGUGUGUGUGUGUGUGUGUGUGUGUGUAUGUGUUGACACUUGCGUGUGUGGGUGUGGGUGUGUGUCCUGAGCAUUAAUGGAUGUUUUUUCUAUAAGCUGUUAAAAUACCUACUCCUUACUCCUACCAUACUCCUAAUAAAAUAUCAGUGAAAGUUA